ACGUAUGGAUGCGGCGCGGCGCGAUGCUCGCAUUGGAAGGCAAGUGCCACGAUACGAUGAGCAUCGAGAUUGGCAAUUCGACAUACUAUCUCACAAACGCAACAUAUAAUAAUGAUAGCCUAUGGGGCGAACAAUUCAAAUGUGUCAGUGUUAAAGAAAAAAGCAAGGAUCAAGAAAAGAAGAGCACGGAAGUAGAAAUCCAUUACAUGAAUAAGGAUCACAAAACGCUACAAACCUCACAGGAAAAAGUCUUCGCCAUUUAUAUGUACAAUUACACGAACACAAGAAACGGCAUUAAGUACGAGGUUGUAGGUAACGAGGAAUUAACGUUUGAAGACGCUCUUGUAUUCAGCGACGGAGAGUCAUGCGACAUAUUCUACGCUCCGUACGCCGUCAACGCAGUUGGAAGAACUGUUGGAGGUUAUGAACUAUGGGUGAGCGAAGAAAAAGUUGACAACAUUUCGCCCUGCUGCCUGUUCAUGUAUCAAUAUUUAGCAGGGAAAAGGAGAACGUAUCAUAUUUACACUGAAGAUUGCAAAAGCAAGACAGAUGCGACUGAAUCACCUGCAGCUGCAACAUGAUGGUGUCAUAAUUAGCAUCAAGUGCUAUGUGAAGUAUUAGAUAGUGAUAUUAUUCUUUUGUCAGUUUUUAUUGAUGGUUUCUUGAAGCUACCGUCACAUGUUAUGCCAAAUAAAGCCUAAUAACUUUACAAA
This is a messenger RNA of Dermacentor andersoni, 713 nucleotides long. Its product is annotated as male-specific histamine-binding salivary protein-like. Gene Ontology annotation, molecular function: amine binding. Lineage: Eukaryota; Metazoa; Arthropoda; Arachnida; Ixodida; Ixodidae. Gene Ontology annotation, biological process: symbiont-mediated perturbation of host defenses. The record is from RefSeq and is a predicted model, not a curated record.